UCUACGUAUCUCGUACGUUUAUGGUCCUGCCAUUUUGUACGACCGGUGUGAGUGCAAUGCUUCGCCUGUUUGUAUAAAAAUCGCGCGGUAAAUCACGAUAAUUUUUUUCCUUUUGCUAAUGCAAGAAUAAUUGAUUGACGGAAGUUUUUUCGAUCAGCAACGUUGUACUUGGUUGUUUGCUCGUGACACGAGAAAGUUUAGCGAGACGAUAGAGUUCUCCAGGUACGAGGACGGCUCGUUUCGAGAUAAAAUAUACAUACGCGGCUGAACCUGCUUCCGAGAAAGCAACUAGUCGCGUUUCGGACAAUCUCUCUUUCGGUCGGUGCGAACGCAUAAAAGUCUAUAGAUCAACGAGGAUGUUUCUUAUCGUCGUCCUCGUGGAUCUGUACGACUUUUGCGCGCACGGUCGUCGAAAAUGUGUUCCGCAUCUGUAAACAGUUGAUUGCAAAACGAACGUAAAAUGGCUGUGGUAUAAUAGUGUCUCGGUGUGGCUGAUCGCGAGUUUUAGUUUAGUUCGUUGGAGAAACUAUUAGGUUUUUUGCCUUCUUUUCUUCCGUUUAUUUAUAUGACGUUAAGAUCUGCUUAUAAUAUCAGCGUGCAAUCAUGUCAUCCAAGAGAGAAGUCAAGGCAACUCCAGAGGAACUUGCUUAUCGAGAGAAACAUUUUCAUGAUGUUAGAGUCAUUAAAGAGGAACAAAUAUCAUGUACUUCAUGUGGCAAUACAUUGAGUCUUGAAUCAAAACAAAUCUACUCUCAUCCAUUGAUGGGAAUAUUGCAAUGCAUGACAUGUUGGAAAAACUUCAAGGAAAUAGAUGCAGCAUUUGAAGAUGAAGAUGAAGAUGAUGAUGAAUUUCAAAAAUAUUGUUACAUAUGUGGCAAUGAAAAGAAUUUAUAUGAAUGUGGUAAUAGAUACUGCGCCUCUGCAUUUUGCAAGAAAUGCAUAAAAAGAAAUGCAAGUAUGUCGCUAUUAAAUGCAGAAAAAGAGGAUUGGAAAUGUUUCACAUGUAAUCCUAAACCGAUUUGGGACCUAAGAGCUGUAUGUGCUGCUGUAAUGGACACUAAAAAGAAUAACAGGAGAAACACCAACAAGAUUGAAAGACGUAUGUUACCAUCUGAAAUACAAAAAUUAAAAUUAGCCAAAAAACGUCAGAAGAGUUAUAAAGAGUUAUGUGAUAGUGAAGAUGAUGAUAAAUCUUCUGACAAUGACACAUUUGUAACUGUGAGAUCCAGUCAGAAUGUAGACAGUCAACGUCGUAUGAAACGAAAUGCAAUCCUCAAUCAGCAAAAAAAGAUAUGGGAAGUGGAUUUAACAGAUUCAUCCGAAAACGAAAACAGAAGAGAUGAAAAACCUAAAUCCAAACAAGAUAGAGAAGGUUCUAGCAAAUCUUCAAUGCCCAGAAUAUCGAAAUCAAGAAAAUCUAAAAUCUCUAGCGAUUCGGGUGAUUCUAUUGAGUUAUCGUCAAACAAAAUAACUAAACAAAAACAUACAAGUAAAUCUGAUAUGAAAACUGGAAGGAUAAUAAAUAGCCAUAAUUCUUCUGAUAGCGAAAACGACAAGGACGUUUCUACAAAUAGAGCAUCUAAUGUAACCAAAAAUCUUUCAAAGAAUAUUAGACAAAAAAGUGAAAAGGAAGAUAUUAAUUCUUGUAAUGCAAAAUCAAGUAAGAAUAUGACUAGUGAAUCCGAAGAUGAAGAGACCAAAUAUAAAAAACAAAAUAAAAAGAGACAUUCCAUAAAUCUUACAUCAUAUAAUGAGGAAAGAAGGCGUAAGAAAAAACAUGACAAGUCAUCAAAGGAACAUUUUUCUAAUAUUCAAGAAAAUGAAUCAGAUUCCAGUUCCAGUAAAGAAUUUCAGAAGAAAAAAUUUCAAAAGGUGAAUUACAAUAAAUAUCCUGUAAGACGAUUCGUAAAUUUAGAGAUAGAUUAUACUAAAUCACCCACUAAAGAAAACUCUGCAAGUAAAAAUAAAGAUAAUAUUGAUGACCAAUCAGAUAUGAAUCUUGAUAUUACGAAUGUUGUGAGUGACUGUAAAAAAAUAAUUUCAAAUUUUCAAAAAUAUAUAAACACUGUAGAGCAAUUAUAUGGCAAGAAGGAUGAAGAGCAGUUUAUGUUGAGAACGAUAGAGAAAAUUAAUAAAAUUUGGCCGAAUUUUCAAAAAGUACAAAAGAAUUUAACAACAUUUUAUCAGUCUAAAAGUUCGAAGAAUAGGAAAAGUUUGGUUCGAAUGAAGAGAUCAUCCAAAGAAACUGACGAUGAACAAUCUUCGAAGGAAAUCGACGUAAAUGAAAAACGUGAAAUCAACGAAAACAAGAAUUGCAACUCUAAAAACGAGCAAGAAGGAAAUAAGAACGUCUCUGAGUGCGACAGUGAAGAAAUAUUUUCAGCGGACGAAUCAAGAACAUUGCAAAAGAUGGAAGUAACUCAGGACAAAGUAGAUACAUCAAAUGUAAAAAAUAAUAUAAACGCUAAUGACAUUGAAAUCGAUGAUGAAGAUAAAGGGUCGAUAGAUUUAUCAAAGGAUGAAGCUCAUGUGGAUAAAAAUAAUGCGGAUUUGCAAAAUGAAGUAUCUACUUCUCCAUUGUUAGGAGCAUCAAAAGAGAAAAUCAUAAACGCAGAACGACCGACUAAUAAGCAAGAACGCACAAACAAUAAUGAGACACCAUUACCACAUAAUAUUGAUUUGAACAAUAAAGAAGGUAAGUCUGAUGUUUCUGAUACUGAAAUUGAAAAUUCUCCUUUGAGAAAUAGUAACAAAACAUUACAAGAUAGCAACCAAAAUCAUUCUGCAAACAGGGAUAUAAUCGAUGAAUCGAUGGAUAUAAUCGAUGAAUCGAUGUUUGAUGCUUCUUAUUCUGAUAUUCUUAAGACUGCAGAAGAGGAUAAAACUGAAGCACAAGAAACGACUAUAGAAACAAACUGUGAUAAAAUAAAACCCUCAUCUGAAAUGAAAUCCUUGGAUACUUUCUUGCAAAAGAAAAUUUCAAACGAAAAUGAUAAAACACCUCUCGUAUUUCAUGAUAAUGAAGAGAAUAAUUUAUCGGAUCAGGAAAAAGUAACAUCUGAAUCUGUAACUAAUGGGAAAAUUCAUAAUUCGAAAGAACUUGAUGUAGAAAAAACGAACACUGAUGUUGAUACAUCUCUUGAUGAUGCUGAAGCAUUGGCGAAGAAAAGUCUUUUGGAAUCAGAUUCUGAUUCUUCUAGCAUAUUGCUUGAUGCAAGCAUAACUACUAAAUUAACUAAAGAGAAAAAUAACGAAGAAAAUAACGAAGCGAAAGAUGAUGAUGAUUUGAAUGACGUUAAUAGCACUAGCACAUUAAUAUUAUCGUCAUUUCCAGAAAAGACGAAUACUGAUGAUGGAGCUAAGACUGAAGACAAGAACAAAAGUAUUAGUAAACAAACAGAUGAGAAAUCUCAUAAAGAAAUGGAUUCGUUGAACGAUGAUAUCAAAGCAGAAGAAGCUUCUAAGAAGGCUCUCUUAGAAUCAAAUUCAGAUGACUCUUCUUCAAUUUUAUUGUCGUCGUCGGAUUCGGAAGAGAAUGAAGAUAAGAAGAUUGACUCAAAUUCUUCCGAACAGAAUGCCAAAUCAAAGCGCGCACUCCUAGCCUCUUCCAAUACAGAAAGUUCCAGUUCCGAGUUGAUUGAAUUCAACGUAGAAACCAAUGAUUCAUCAAAUAAUUCAAAUAAAUUGAAACGUAAAUUUGACAGUGACGAGGACACGAGAAACACUAGAGUAAAAAGGAAAAGAAUUAAAUUCAACAAAAAUCAUCAAUAUUGGAAGGACAAGAAAUUGAGAAUGAUCUGCAAAGUUCGUUUAGAGCAAUUGAGCAAAAGAAUUCUUAGACGUCAUUCGCAUGCGUUAAAAAAGUCAAGAGAAUAUUUGGAACAAAAGGCAUUCAAAAGUCUUAUUGAUCUGGAUAAACUCGAAAAGAAACGCAACAAGAAAAACGCAAAAAAAGAUUCCGAUUCAUCGAUGGAUGAUGAUGAUGCAUCCUUAAACACUUCCAAAAUAUUAAAUAAACAAAAAGGAAAACAAACAACUAAGGAAGAAUCUUUAAUGGAUCACUUAAAAAUGGUAGAGAAUGGCGAUGUCUCGGCACCUAUAGAAAUGGAUUCUGGUUCCGAUGAAUCAGUUCAUCGACUACAGAAAGUAGAUGAUGUGCCUAUAUCUAAUGAAGCUUUAAUGUUGGAGGCAAAUAAAAUCGCGAAAGAGAACUUGCUAAAUUCAUCCGACGAAAAAGAAGUGCCACUGGAUAGCGAUGAUGAUAUAAAUAAUGAUCCUAACAAUGAAAAAAUAGAAGAAAAGAAAAAGAAAUCUAGUAAGAAACCUGAAGAGAAGGCUUUAGAGCAAGAUAAUGACAAAAAGGAGAAAAAUGACAAAAGCAGUUGGAGACGAAGUAAAUUAUUAACAAGAAGAUUCUCUGAUACUGAUUCCGAGAUUGAAAAGGAAAAAUGGGAAAAGAAAGUAGAAAAAAUGGCGAAAAAAACGGAAGGAAAUAACAGCGGUUCUGAUAACGAGAAGAAAAAAUCAAAAUCUAAAAAGAAGAAGACUAGGCGGAGAAUUUUCGAUUCCGAUUCAGAUGUCAUAAUCACGGACUGUAGUAAUUCUGACAACUCUUCCAAAGCUUCGAGUGCCAAACAAAGUUCAGACGAGUUGGAUCGCGUAAAAAAAGAAAAACGAAAGAGACGUAAACGCGGCGAGAGUGCUUCAUCAGACACGGAUUCUUCGCUUGCAGAGAAGCCAAAACCAAAACGUAAACGAAUUAAAAAAGUAGCCUCUGACAGUGAUAGCAGCAGCGCGGAAAUGAAGAAUUCGCAAGGGUCCUCACCUAACAAAAGUGGUCGAAAAAAUAUACGAAAAGUUUUGAAGGACAAACAAGUAGCAGAGGAUACAAAACUAGCUGCCAAGGAAGAGGAGGAAAGGCUUAAACGUAUUGCUGAACGCCAAGCUCUGUACAAUGAAAUGUACGAGAUGAGACUUGCUGGAGAGGAAAAGGUCGAGAAGCUCGUUUUAGACUUCGAUCUGGAGAAGAAAAAGGAGCUUGUUAGCGUGCAUGAGGAAUUAGUAAAACGGCUAAAACCGCAUCAAGCGCAGGGUAUCAAAUUUAUGUGGGACGCCUGUUUCGAGUCCCUAGAAAGAGUGAAGAACACAUCCGGAUCCGGAUGUAUAAUCGCGCAUUGCAUGGGUUUGGGUAAAACGUUGCAAGUAAUCGCUCUAACGCACACACUUUUAACUCACGAGGAGACAAACGUUAAAACGGUACUGGUAGUUUGUCCGCUGAGCACAGUACUCAAUUGGCUAAAUGAGUACAGAACGUGGUUGAGUGAUCUGGAUGAUGAUAUCGAGGUGUACGAAAUGACGAAGUUUAAGAGAGUUUUUGAGAGAAAGUAUCAGCUACAGAGAUGGCAGAAGACCGGUGGUGUGAUGAUUCUCGGUUAUGAAAUGUUCCGUAAUCUUACGGGUCCGAAUAAAAAUAUCCGAAAAGGUAUGAAAGAAGUAAUAGAGCAAUGCUUAGUUGAUCCAGGCGCGGAUCUUAUUGUCUGCGACGAGGGACAUUUAUUAAAGAACGAAGAUACCGCGUUAAGUAAAUGCAUGAGAAGGGUGAAGACUAUGAGACGUAUAGUACUUACUGGAACGCCGCUGCAAAAUAAUUUAAUAGAAUAUCAUUGUAUGGUACAGUUUGUUAAGCCCAAUCUGUUAGGUACAAAGAAAGAAUUUUUGAAUAGAUUCGUAAAUCCGAUAACGAAUGGUCAGUUUGACGAUUCAACCGCUUAUGAUGUUAAAUUAAUGAAAAAGCGCGCGCAUGUGUUACAUAAAAUGUUGGAGGGUAGUGUACAGAGGUUUGAUUAUUCCGUGCUUACACCGUUCCUACCGCCGAAACAGGAAUAUGUUAUUUUUGUCAGAUUGACAGAGCCGCAAAUUAAAAUGUACCAAUAUUACUUGGCUAAUCUUGCGAGACGCGCCUCUGGUGCAGGAGGAACUCUUUUUGCGGAUUUUCAGUCGUUACAAAGAAUUUGGACACAUCCCAUAGUUUUACGUUUGAAUGCAGAGAAGAUUGAAAAAGCGAAUGAAAAGAAAGAACUUUUGAGUGAUUCGGAAGGAUCAUUGAAAGACUUUAUUAACGAUGAUAGUAGUAACUCAGAAGGGAGCAGCAACGGUUCGAGUAGUGACAGUGAUGUUGAAGCUCUUGAUGAUGUAAAAGAAAAUAUUCCCAAGCGUAGAACAAGAAAUAAUCCUGGUGAAGAGGAGCCAGAAGAAGAGCCUAAAGAAGAGACUAAAGAAGCAGAGUGGUGGUCACAAUUUGUGCAGCCUGAACAUUUCGAAGACAUGAGAGUGUCUGCUAAAUUAUUAUUGUUUUUUGGAAUUUUAAAGGAAUGUGAACAGAUUGGAGAUAAAGUGCUUCUGUUCUCACAAUCUCUAUACUCUCUCACUUUGAUCGAGGAAUUUCUCCGAAAAAUAGACGAUGAGACUCAGAAGGAUGCAUCCUUGGAUACAUUGGAUAAUCAUACCGGAAGUUGGUCCUUAGGUCUCGAUUACUUUCGGCUUGAUGGUCAAACGUCAGCUGAAAACAGAAAUAUGUGGUGUAAAAUAUUUAACAGGCCCACUAAUACGAGAGCGAGAUUGUUCCUUAUAUCCACACGUGCCGGAGGAUUAGGAAUAAACUUAACUGCAGCUAACAGAGUGAUUAUAUUCGACGCCAGUUGGAAUCCCUCUCACGAUGUGCAAAGCAUAUUUCGGAUAUACAGAUUCGGACAAAAGAAGCCGUGUUAUGUAUAUCGAUUACUAGCGGCGGGCACGAUGGAAGAGAAGAUUUAUAAUCGUCAAGUCACGAAACUGUCGCUCUCGUGUCGAGUUGUGGACGAGCAACAGAUCGAAAGACAUUAUAGUAAUCAUAAUCUAAACGAAUUAUACAGUUUCGAAGCAUACACCGAUAAAGAGAGACCUACGUUAAAUUUACCUAAAGAUAGACUACUAGCAGAAAUAUUCCUGAAAUUUAAAGAAGUCGUAGAAAAUUAUCACGAACACGAUUCUCUAUUGGAGAACAAAGCCGAGGAGGAAUUGGAUGAGGAGGAACGCAAACAAGCUUGGUUGGAAUAUGAAGAGGAGAAGAAGGGAAAACCGCCGAUAAAUCCGGCAUUCAAUAUGGCUUAUCAAAAUAACUUAUUAAUGCAACAGUAUAAUAUUAUGAUGAACUCUGGACAGUCUGGUUUGAUGCCUCAAGAUAUGUCUCUCCAAAUCGAGUAUGAUAAUCUCCAACAACUUAUUCGUAAAGAUUAUCCCAAUACAACGCCAGAGCAACAAAAAAUGAUGACAAAUCGAGCUCUACUGGAUAUGUAUAAUUAUUGGGAAAAACAAGCUACGUUGUAUACUAAGCAACCUAUAAGAAAUCCAUCUUUACCGAAUAUUCAACAACAACAAAGACCGAUGAUGCCACAUACUGCGAGCAACAGCAAUCCACAUCAGCAAGUCUCGCAACUAAGCCAGUUACUCACAUCAUCGGGAGCAAUGGGAAAUUAUAUAAAUGCGAACAAAUUCGCACAGCAAAACGUAGCACAGAGAGGAGAAUUAGUACCAAAUCUAUUUACAUAUCAAAACAGUGCAGGCGGAAACGCAAGCAAUGAUAUAAUUGAAAUACCUACUACGAGUAACACUGGUAUGUCAAACGUACAAGUAACAAUGCAACCAACUGAUAACAGUAAGAAUCAAGAGGAGUAGAAUUCCUACACUAAUAAUUCGUGAAUUAUGCAGUAUAUUGUGAGGCUGCUAAAUUAAAAUCUUCCGCCCGAUCAGUUCUGUGAUCGUAUAAUUCCUCUGCGAUAAUAAUGUCCCAAUCUGGUUUGCAUGUCUCGUGUGCAAAUGGUAUCCACGCUGUGUAACGAUAAUCGUUGGUCUUCAAAGUAUAACCCAUUAUAGUUAUCUCUUUCAAACGAGGCUUAUCGCUGUUGGGAUGAAGCGUAGGCUGUAUUCCUGGCCUCGGAUAUUGACUGAAGGCCGCUCUUUUCCAAGAUACGUUCUGCAAAAUUUUUGCAAAAUGUACAAGAGAGAUAGAUGAAUCUUUGUUUUGUACAAAAGAAAAUAAUAAUACUUGGAAUAAAAAACAAACACAUGCCUUACCUGACAUCUUAUCGUACUUUCUAUGAGUGGUAAAAGCGUAAUACCCUCGCUACAAGGAUCGGAAACCUUCUUCCGAGAAAUAGGAAUAUUUUUCGAGCGCAGAUGAUUUCUAUCGUCAUUAUUUUGACAUAUUGGCACGGGAACACCCGCCAAAUCCGCGAUGGUCGGAAAUAUAUCGACGAGUUCUACGAGAGAUUUCGUAACUCGACAGUAGUUGCUCUUCAGCUUUCUAGAACUAUAUAACAUGCUGCUCUCCAUAGAUAUAUUAUAUCCUUGUCGAACCUCAUAUGUCUCCGAGAUAAUUCUUUUAUACACGCUUGUAUUAUAAUUUGUACUUCUCCAAACGCCGUUGUUUUUUUCAUCAAAUAUCAUGUACUCCGAAUCUGUUUUAUUCCUUAUUUUAUCAUAAUUUGUAAUCUGCGUUGUAUCAUAUCUCGUACGACCCAUAGAUCUUAUAGCGUAAUUAUCAUCAUUAGUAACAAACGUGACUGUCGGAAUCGAUAUUAUCAGAGGUACGUGUACAGCAACGUCGAAAUUACUAUAUUUAGACCAAAUAGCGUGCUCUCCAAGUGCCCAACCUGUAACGUUUAAUGUUAAAUUAUAUUAAGGCUUCUGGCUCCUUACUGACCGUGUUGGAAUUGUAACGUCAGAGACGAGAAAACACGUUAAAAAUUCUUAGAUGCUAUUUCGAAAUAAAAAGAUAUUUCUAUGAAACAACUCUUCAGAUGGUUUUUUUAGUACACUCUUAAAAUACCUCGUCAACUAUUCUUUUCCCUUUAUAAACAAUCAAGCUGUAAAAUGACCGUAAUAUAAGACUGUCGAGAGAAAAGAAUAGUUUCCCAGGUAUGUUAAAAAUGUGCUAAAGCCAUCUGAAGUACAGUGUUUCAUCGAAAUAUCUUUUCAUUUAAAAAUGGCUAUAAGAAUUUUCAGCGUGUGCUCGCGUCUGACAUCAAAAUCUGACAUGCGGUGAACAUCUAAGAAUUUUAAUAUAUAAUUGCAUGGCAUAUUUUACUUCAUCGAUUGAAAAGAAAAAAAAAUAAUACCUACCAUGAUCGGAUGUUAAUAUUACGAUAGUAUUAUCUCGAAUCCUCGAGACAUGUAGCUGAUGUAUAAGCUUGCCGAUCAUAUUGUCGACGUAAGAAACGGCUGCAUAAUAUGAUUGGAUAAUUAGUUUCCCAUACUUUUCUUAAAUGAUAAUUGGGAAAUGAUUAGGAAAAAUGUAGAUGCGUGCACAUAUACGUUUAUAUAAAUAUAAAAUAAAUAAAUAUAUCGAUCGAGAUAUAUAUACAUACCUGGUAUUUUUUCCCAUGGAAAUUUUAAUCUCAAUUUUGCUAUGUCUCUUCUCCAUCGUAGAUCGGUCCAGGGAUUGUAAGCGACGUUAUUUACGUUAUCCGGCCACAGAUACGACUCGGGCAUUUUGAACUUCCGUAUAGGAUGAUAUUCUGUAAAGUAUUAUCGGAAAAGUUCCAUCGUAAAAAGAAAAUGUGAUCUAAUUUUAUUAUCGGUAAGAUGUAUACUUACUUAGAUAGCGUUCGGGAUACUUUAGUGGUAUAUGGGGCUUUUGAAAGCCGACAGCUAGGAAAAAGGGAUCGUCGUCUUUUUUAUGCUCGUGUAUGAAUUUUCUCGCUUCUCGUAAAGUCUCGAUAUCGGGUAAUGUUUUAUUUGGCAUGGCUGAUACACGUACCGGACAUACCUAUAAGCAUAUAUAUAUAUAAUAUCCAUAAUAGAUUCGUGUACUUAAUUUGUAAACACAUGGAACAAAUAUCUCAUAUUGCAUAUAUAUUAUUACAAUAUUCGUCGCUGCUUCCGAUUGCGGGCUCGUCUUACAAACGGGAGCAUUUUUGUACCGAUCUGUAUAUGGAUGAAAAGGCUUCUCGGUCCACGAAUAAGGACUGUCGUCGGAUCCAUUAGAACUUAUACCUAUAAUAAAUAUAUGUACUUGUAAAGCAA
Molecule: messenger RNA, 10062 nt
Organism: Nylanderia fulva
Lineage: Eukaryota; Metazoa; Arthropoda; Insecta; Hymenoptera; Formicidae
Product: chromatin remodeler ATRX homolog
Cellular component (GO): nucleus
Molecular function (GO): ATP binding; ATP hydrolysis activity
Source: RefSeq, a predicted model, not a curated record